Molecule: messenger RNA, 4834 nt
Organism: Harpegnathos saltator (Jerdon's jumping ant)
Lineage: Eukaryota; Metazoa; Arthropoda; Insecta; Hymenoptera; Formicidae
Exons: 22
Coding region: 167-4444 (1425 amino acids)
Biological process (GO): lipid transport
Molecular function (GO): lipid carrier activity
Source: RefSeq, a predicted model, not a curated record
UGUGACUCAUAUCAUUGAAGAUAAUACGUCGGAAGAAUAAUUCCUGUGUGUAUGUGUGCAUGAACGCCUGCGUGUGUAUCCGUAGGUCACAGUGAUAAGAAGUGUAAGGGUCAUGCCUCGACUUGCUGGAAGUUGAUGCGCAUUCGUCGAACUACGAUCGCACAUUAUGGGUCUUACAGAUCAUAACUUCGUAUCCAGACGCGUGCAAGGAACAGGAGGAUUAUUACUUGUAUUCCUACUGUUGAACGCUGGACAUGUCGUGCAAGGUUUAUUCAGGUCCGGGAAGGAGUAUGUGUAUUCUUACAAUGUUGUGUCGAGCACUGGUGUGUUAGUGCCAUCUAACGCAGCCGCGUCUUGGAGUCUGAAAGGAAAACUCGUAAUUCAGGCGGAAGAUAAUGUCGUCACCGCACAGUUACAAUCGUUGAAAACGAGCAUGUGGAACGGAGAGGCGAAGAACAUGGGUGACAACAUUGAUAUCAUCGAUGAUGAUGCCUUGCUGCAACUCUUGAAGCCCUUCCAAUUGUCGUACAACAAGGGUCUGAUCGAGAAUUUCAGCAUCGAGGCUGAACCCGCGUGGGCGACGAAUAUAAAACGGAGUAUAGCCGGAAUCUUUCAAUUGGAUCUCUUCAAUUUGGUAAAGGAAACGUUUCACUCCAGCGAGAUAAAUCAUUACGGCAAAUGCAAUGUCGAUUACAUCGUGAGUCCUGAAGGAGAGAAUCAACGUUUGAUAAGAAAGUCGCUGGAUCCUCGGAUGUGCAUCGGUCAUCCGAAUCGUCACUGGUCGAACGUUCCUAAAGUACAGUGCACCGACGAGGAUCAAAACCCCGUCCUAAAGAGCAGCGAGAGAAUUUACAGAUUGAGAUUUACCGAUGGACUUGCCCGCGAUAUCAUUUUUGUCAACACAUCCGGUGGUAUCUACGUGCAGCCUUUUCAAAGUAUGGGCGAGGCGCACUACCAUUUCGUCGAGCAAACGAUGGAAUUAUUGUCGGUGGAGGAUACGACGAAUAAAAUAGUCGCGAACAAUUUACGAACGACGGUGCUUCAACACGAGCUACCAGAGGCGGAUCUCACACAAGGGAGAGGCACUCCUGACAAAAGUUUUGUCUUUCAGUCUAUAAAUCGCCUGCUGGACCGUUUAAGCCAGAGACUCGAAAAUCCCGGCUUGGACACUGAAAUCCUUAAUUUGCACAACACUACGAUAUCCGUGCUUCUGUACUAUCUCGGUAUGCUGGAUCGCGUGGAUCUGGGAGAAGCGUACGAUCGGCUUUUGGGGACGAGUUACAAGGAGGAAACGAUACGGAAUAUGUUUCUCGAGGCGUUGCCACAGGUCGGAAGUAAGGAGUCUGCGCUUUUCAUAUUGGAUCUUAUUCAAAACAAUAAAGUGUCCGACAUAUCCGCGAUCCAGCUUCUUAUGCAGCUGCCGUUCCACAUCAGGAAGCCGGACGUAUCGUUGCUAGCCAGUCUACAGCCUUUCCUUUUUAUGUCGAAUAAAAUUCCCAGGGAGGUGCAGAACACCGCGAUCCUCGCGUACGGGACGCUGAUAUACAAGACUUGUUUGGCGCAUUGUUCACAUAAGAUCUUGAACGAUUACGUGCGUCUGUACGUCGACAAAUUCAUAGAAAGUACACAGUACGAGCAGAAGAUGAUCUGGCUGGAAGGCCUGGCGAACAUACAAUUAGGCAGAUUCGUCGAAUUUUUUUUGGAGCCUAUAGUCAACGGUAUCAAUAAUGAAUCGAUGAAUCGUCAUUUUCGAGCACUCGCUGCUUGGGCUUCUCUCCCCAUAGCGCCGCUGAGGCCGGACAUUAUCUAUCCUGUGUACUGGCCAAUAUUAGUCAACAGAACUGAACAUUUGGAGAUGAGAGUAGCUGCGUUGACUUUGCUGGUCGUGUCGAACCCUACUCCCAACCGAUUAAUAUCUCUGUAUUGGUACAUGCAAAGCGAAUCCUGCCAGCACUUGUACAAUUAUUUCUACACGAUGUUAAAAUCUAUGGAACGCAGCACGUUCCCUUGUUACAAGCCCAUAGGCAGAAUUGCGGGACAAUUUGGUCGUUUGCUCCGGAAACCGCUGAAUGCUAAGUAUCUUGUUACUGGCAAUUACCUGGUUGACUAUCAAGAUUCCUCCAGGAGAUUCGGUGCUGUGCUACACGGAAUUAUCAUAGCCAACCCCUCGACAAAUAUUCCCGAAGUAAUUUACGUAACUUUGAAUAAUUAUGGCAGUGGAACGCACAUUAAUCACAUAUCCUUGUACGUCAAAGCGCAAGGAAUCUUCCACUCGUUAGCGACUUCUUUCGACAAUCCGACAAAUAUAAGAGAUAUUCUGAAAGAAUUCAAAUUGGACGAGAGAAAGAAGGGCCCCGCGCACUUGGAAGUAAUUAUACGCAUCCAAGAAAAAACAGUGUUGUGCAUCCACUGGAACGAGACAAGCAUCGUCAGCGGAUUGAAGUAUCUGUCCUCUUUGUCGGACAACAUAUAUCGCAUGUACCACAACAUGGAAUUUCAUGUCAAUCAGCAACGUAUCAAUGUGCCCCUGACGAUAGAAUCGCUGCAAAUGACAGAUUUCGGUACCAACGUUAGACUCGCGAUGAUGACAACGACUUUCUUCUCGAUGAGGGGAAACUUUACACGCAAUUUCCCCCAACGGAACAAUCAUGUUAUUUUACGCACGUCUGUUCACGCCAUCGAGACAAUAGAGAAUUACAAUCCGUUGGUUGAUGCGUGGCACAGCGCUCAGAGGAUUCAGUCGUUCCACGGGUACCUUCCUGUCAACAUCAUAUUCGGAUUCGAAGAACGCCUAUUUAUUUCCUACAAUGCUUCAGGAGAAAAUCUCAAGACAGGAAUUACAGCACAUGCUACAACGCUCACUAGUAUUAGAGGCGCUUCUGUGAAAUCAAAAUUGAAACAAUUUUGUCCUUCGUGUCCGAUAACAUAUACAGUGGCUAAAACGCCCAUCUCCAAGACGGAGACGGUGGAUAUUUUUAACAUCAAACUUCCCGAGAUAGGCGGUCAGAUGCAAGUGAAGAUGUUCGAUUGUGAAAGCAUAGUGUCGUACAAAAGUCUGGUUAACGAAGUUUGGUCUUCCCAUCGAAGCAACUAUCAAGCAUGGCCGAGCAUGCAGUUUGCCUUGAUCGGGCUACAUCUCUUAGACUACCUCACUUACAUGCCACCAAAAGGCAGUUGUGGAUUAGCUGCUUACAUCGAGGCACUUGAUCCGACACCGUCGGAGACGAAAUUGGAAUACUCUAGAAACAGAAAUUAUCACAUAGUAUCUUUGACACAUCGCGACUUGGAGUCCUCGCAGAUUCUUCACCAGUGGAGUCUGUUCGCGUUAUAUGAGAGCAUCAGUUCUCUGUCGGAUGUCGUUAAAAUUAAAGCAUACAAAAUCGUUCCUGACGAGCCCAUAUCAAAGUUCUGCGUAGAGGCCGAAAGGCGCACGCCGUGGCAAUGGGAUUUCUUGAGCAACGAACCGAGCGAUCUAUCUCGCAUUAAGUUAAAUAUUGCUUGGGGACCGUCCAACACCACAAAAGGAAAGUGCCACGGAUCCUCUAUAAUAAUGGACUUAAUUGGCGAGGUCAGCAGCGAGCAGCUCGAGGAAAGCAGACAAGCGGAGGGGCUUUACGGCGAGUGCAAAAAGGAAUCCGCGGGGAAAACUUUUAUUCCUUAUACAGACUCUUGUUACGAGGUGUCGCGGGAAUUGUCGACGUUGCGAAGAUAUAAGAUCGUCGCACGCUAUGAAAACUUGCCGGAGAGCUUGUCCAAGUUGGUCUGGAGAAUGUACGCCUUAUACGAUCUGAUCGGUGGGAACAGUAGCAACGCGAGGAACUCCGAUGAACUCGUAAUAACCGCGGUCUUCCCGAAAGAAUCGAACGUGGGUGAACUAGAGCUUAACGGGGACAAAACUGCAAUCGAGUACAACUCGCGCUACGUCGAUCUUUUCUUGACACAAACGAGGAUCCACCAGUACACGGAGAUAUCUUUAUUCAAAAUGUUCUGGAGCACGUGUAUUAUAACAACAGAUUCGAUAAAGACGGCGUAUGAUAUGACCUAUAACUUCGCUAAGAAUAAUAAAGUGAUACUACUUGGGCAAUGUUAUGAUGAGAAUCCCAGACUAGCUUUAACGGCAACCAAUAGUAUGUACGGAAUUGACGUCAAUUUGACUGACGAGUUGGAAGUUACACGGAUCACAGCCGACGAAGAUGGAGGGACCUUAUAUAAUGCUACGUCGUUCGUGCAACUGCAAUCCGAUUACGUAUUUCAUAUAAUGGGAACUAAGAAGAUCAGAAGACAUGAGAAGACAAUCGAUAUUUUGCUAUCCAAUAUCUUCCUAUACAUGCAUUGGAGGCAAGAACAAAUCCUGCUUUUCUUCCCGAAUCAUAUGUUAGACUUCAGUUGUGGAAUAUGCACGCUCAACAGUCCCAACAUUGACAGACUGUACGAAAAACUCUAACUUCGCAGAAGACUUAUGCGCAUAAUACAAUACGAUAAUGAUGUUUACGUUAAAGAAUUUUUGACGAAGAAUUCUUGUGAAGAGAGAAUCAGAUAUUAAAAUAUUGCAACCAAUGCAAAAUGAUUUUCUGUGUUCUGUUGUUUUUAAUAUCUCUUUUUGUUAAAUGUAACGCAAAUAAGGUAAAUAGCCGCGAAAUUAUGUGCGCACCAUGUUAAUACAUGGAUUUUCGGUCGUAUUAAAUGUAAUCGGUCAAUAGUCGAGCUUCAUAAAUCUGUAAGUCAAUAGUCGAACUUCAUAAAUUUGUAAGUCAAAUCAUUCUCAAGUUAGACAAUAACAACAAUCAUUUCUCAAGUUAGUAAAUAUUAUCGACAAGUAAUAAAUGUUAAAUAU